Molecule: messenger RNA, 3464 nt
Organism: Penaeus chinensis
Lineage: Eukaryota; Metazoa; Arthropoda; Malacostraca; Decapoda; Penaeidae
Gene: atl
Product: atlastin-like
Biological process (GO): protein homooligomerization; endoplasmic reticulum organization
Molecular function (GO): GTPase activity; GTP binding
Source: RefSeq, a predicted model, not a curated record
AACUUCCUGGUACGUGACUGGGGCUUCCCUUAUGAAAUACCCUAUGGACAUCAAGGUGGACAGCAGCUUCUUGAUGAUAUUUUACAGAUAUUGAGGAGCAGUUCGUAAACCACUUGAAAAUUCUGGUGCCGCGACUGCUCAGUGCCGAGAAUUUGGUCAAGAAAGAGAUUGGCGGACAACCCGUGAAGGCGCGUGACCUCCUCAAGUUCUUCACGCUCUUCAUGGAGGUGUUCAAGGACAAUGAUCUCCCAGAGCCAACAACCCUCGUCGAGUUUGCUGCCCAGGCCAGUAGUCAGGCAGCCCUUGAGGCUGGCAAAGAGUACUACUCGGAAGCCAUGGAAGAUUUAGUUGGGGGUGACCGACCUUACCUAAAGACUGUCCAGAUGGAAUCAGAGCACAAGAAGUUAAAGGAAAAGGCUUUCAUGACCUACCUGGAGAAAAACAAAUAUGGCAGAAAGAAUCAGAGCGUUGUUGAACGAUACCAAGGCAUGCUAGAGGAAGAAAUCGAGAAGAUAUUUGUAAAGUAUUCGCAGCAAAAUGAGGCUAAGAAUGUCUUUAAGGCUGCCCGUACUCCUGCUACUCUGUUUUCAGUUUUGAUGUUCUUCUACCUAAUGUCAGGCGUUUUUGGUUUGUUUGGCAUGUAUUCCUUUGCCAACAUGUGCAACCUGGGUAUGGGGGCCUUUUUGCUGCUACUGACUGUGUGGGCCUAUGUUAGAUACAGCGGAGAAUAUCGUGAUGCUGGAGUGUACAUUGAUGAAGUGGCAACAUUUUUAUGGGAAAAUGUCAUACACCCUGUUUACCAGACUUACAUGGAAAAACAUUUGAAGGUGGCAGCAGAACAAGCAGCACAGCAAGCAAUCUCAAGCACUCUCUCUAAUGGAAAACUGAAGUCUUCGUGAUCCUUCACUCUUGUCAUCCCUAGAAUACAUUGACACUCACUAACUUUAUUUAAUCUGAAGUGGAUUUUUCUUUCAUAACCUAGGAAUUACUGGAAAUGAUAACCAACAAUAAUAUUUGUGAUAGUAAAUAAUAGAGAAGGCCCUAUCCAUUAAUAAUAUUCUCAUUAUUUUUACACUGCUUUUGUUUUCUAUUUAUGUUCAUGUAUAUUACAUUAAUAUUUUAAACAUGCUUGCUUUUCAUAUUGGUAAUUUUAAACGAAUUGGUUCUAAAAACCAUUUGAGUUAGAGCUGGAUAAUGUGUGUGUGUGUUUGUGUGAAGGAAUAUUUUAGCAUUGAUGCUUUGAGCUAGUCUUUGGAAGUUCUCUUUUGUGCUAAGAUUCUUGUCCAGCAGGAUUAUAACCAGACAUCAUUUUUCCUUUCAAGUGCCAAAUAUCUUUCAGAAUAGUGCAAAGUGUUCUUUUUUUCCUUAUUGGUCAGCUUUUUUGUUGAUAUAAAUCGUGUUUCUUUGUUUUGUUUUUGUUUUUAAUGAUUAUUGAGAAGAAAGGAAGCACAAACUUUACUCCUUACAUUUUUACAAGACUUAGAAACAUGUUCCUGCUUGUUGAUUAUUGAAUGAACACAUUUAGUUGGGCAAGGCUUUGUAAUAAUUUAUGUUGGCAUAUAUGUAUAUCGAUAUUAAAAAUAAUUAGUUGGGUGAGUGCUGGACAUGUUCUGUAUGUAGUUAUCAAGCAUAGUGCACUCCAUGAUAGGAUUUGUAGAUUAAUUCUCCAUAUUUCAAAUAUUUUUUGAUAAUGGUUUUCAAAAUUUGUAAAUGCCAAACUUCCAUUGUGAUCAUUAUAUAUGAUGAAAGGUAACUAUCCAGGUUUGUUAAUCAGGCAUGGAUCUUUUGAUAAAUUUGAAAUUCUAGAAUGAUCACAUUUAUAUUGUAACAAGAUUGCUUAUGAAUAAUCAGUUGAAGGAAGAAUAAAUUAGAAUGUUGGGAGAACAGAGGUUGCCUGUGGUAUGCUUGUAAGGGGAAAAAGAUACUGUAUGUGUAUUUUACCCUUAAUUAGCAUUACACAGCAGCAAGCUGUGCCAAUGUUAUGAGGUAGUGUAUUACGCUUACAUAAAGACCCUUGAAAAUGUUAAUAUUCCUAAUUUGUUUUUCUUGUAUUCUUGCACUUCAUGGUUGGUACUAUACACUUGCCUAUCCUUAUAAUGUUCCUCCUAAAACAUGUUAAUAAAAAGAGAAAAUUAAGUUGUUGAUGGAAAUGUUUCAUCUUAAAUAUAUAUUUAAAAAUCUGACAAAUAUAUUAUAUCAUAUUUAGUGUUUUGUCUCUGAAGGGUUAAGUUUUGUAUGGAAAGUGUUUUAUGUGCAUGUGCAGUUAGUUGGAAUUUUCUUGAUAGUGUGUGUUGUAGAUAUUGAUCCACUAACAUUGUACAUAUAUAAAUGUUGUAUAGAUUAAAGUAAUUGAUUGUUAUAACAUCGCAAAGUCAAGUGUUGCAUGGCCAAAGUAACUGCAUGUAACUUUGUAAUGAACUCAGUAUUUUGAAAUGAAAAAAAAAAUGCCAUGCUUCAGUACACAAGAGCUGUUGCAGUUGCAGUCUAUUUUGGUGCAGUGGUCAUUAAUGACUACGUCCAUGAUACUUGGACACUCAUUGACUGUGUUGCUUAUGUUGUUGAAAAUGGAUGUGGUAUUUUAAAAACUGAAAGAGGACAAGGAAAUUUAAAUAUUUUGUUCUUUUCCCAGGAAGGAUUGCCAAAUGAGUGUGCAAUAUGAUAUUGGUUGUUCAGAGAGUUUAUAUAACCAUUUAGCCAAAAGAUAUAGUUUGCUGUAUACAAAAAAAUACCCUCAAGCAAAGCUGAGGCGGAAAUUAACAAGUAAAUCAAUACCAUUAAAUUUCAGUUGUAUUGUGUAGAUUGUGUAGUUUCUCAUCUUUUUAUAAUUCAUAUAUACUACUAUUUGGUAAUCUUUUUGAUCAGAAGCCAAAUGAAUUCCCAUUGUAUUUCCAUGUCUAAAAAGUAUGAACAUUGCUCUUCCUUAAAUAUUACAUUCAAAUAUAGUCACGUAUUGUUGAAUGUAGCAGUUACAGAAAGUAAGAUAUAAAGCUUUGUUUUAUGUCAAUUCAUAUUUACCUUGAGCCCUUCACAAUGGUAUGAUCUUUACUUAUCUUUACAACAUUGCAUGUUUGGGUAAUUAUUUUUAUUUGUUUUGUAAUUGUUUCUCUAAACUUCUUUCAUUUAAAAUGCCACAGGUAAUGUUAUAAUAUAAUAUAAGCUACCAAUAUUGGCAGAUCUCACUGUAGUCUGCCAAAAGUGCCUUGCCAUCUCCAGGAGGAUUGUUUGUUAAAAGUAGCUAAUACAUAGUUCUGUUGUACAAGAUGAUCCACCUUCUCACUGACAACAAUUCUACACUUCUGUAAGAUGAAGUUUGAAACAGGAAUAAAUCCUCAGACACACUUGCCUGAAUCAUUGCUCAGAGCUCUAGUAUUGGUGACUUGUGAAAGAUGGAUGGUCUCUUAAAUUUCUUUUAGUAUGGUUCUAAAUUUUGGAUAUUUUUGUGUUAAUAAAGUUUAUACAGACUU